Manduca sexta (tobacco hornworm) is the source of this 1519-nucleotide messenger RNA. RefSeq names its product protein phosphatase 1F-like. NCBI's taxonomy places the organism in Eukaryota, Metazoa, Arthropoda, Insecta, Lepidoptera, Sphingidae. The record is from RefSeq and is a predicted model, not a curated record. Gene Ontology annotation, biological process: protein dephosphorylation; negative regulation of protein kinase activity. The transcript is spliced from 6 exons. Gene Ontology annotation, molecular function: cation binding; protein serine/threonine phosphatase activity. The coding region runs from base 533 to 1465 and encodes 310 amino acids.
GAUAGAUAGCAAAAUAUAAAAACUGGGAUUUGUAAGGUCUAAGCUUGCAAGGUUUUCAAAAAUAGGAUCAUAUGGGUACUGUAUACUGUAUAUUGGAUAAUAUUAUCUGAAAUAUUCAUUAUAUCAUUUAAAAGUAGCAAACAAUGAAUUCAACAUUGAUCAUUGUUUUGUUUUCAUCGGGGAAUAAAAGUAUGAAUUAAAAAUAUUGACAUCUGUGGGGUCCUUAAUUUUAUUGCUUGGCAACUCACACGCUGUCUGACAUCAGACAUGACAAGAGUUGGUUUAUCAAUGAGGGCGAUGUAUUCUUUAUGUUUUGAUUUUUAUAAAAUUUCUAACAAUUAAAAGUGGGUUUUAGUUAUUAAGAUUAUGUGAUUUAAUUUUAAUUUUAAGUGAAAAGUGCUUAAGUAUUAGGAUAAUUUCCUAAAAGUGCUACAUUUAUGAAAGUUUGGUCCUAAUCGUUAAACAAGGAAUUGCUCAUUGAUUAUUCACUCGAUAUUCCUAAAAAUAGCUAAGAUAUAAGUAAAGUUUGAAUAUGGGUGAUAAAGAAGAUUAUUUGACGUCGUAUCGAGUGUUUUUCGAGAACUUUGCGGCCACUGUGAAUCCCGAGGACCAGCUACCGGUUCACAUAGCUGGUUAUACCAUUACCGAAGCUGAACUGCCUGGCGAAGUACUUUACUGGACGACUCAAUAUUUGACAGAAAAACAAUGCCCACAAACGCUAAUGACGCCUCUGCGGCGGAUAAUACUUGACGAGGUGCAAGCAGCAUCGAAGAAGCAACCCAACGAGUUCGGAUACAAAUCCGACGAAUCAGUAUACAUAGCCCUCCGACUGAUGCAAGCUGUAACUGCGCGCGUGAACAACGUGUGCCUGCGCUAUUUAGACAAUGCCCGACUGGACACACUGCCCCCGCCCCCGCCGCUUGCGCAGAGAGACCUCAAGACAGUGUCAUGCGCGACAAAGAAUUCCAGACGAGUCAUGGAGGAUCGGCAUGUCGAGAUUGGAAACUUGGAGGCCCUGUUUGGUAUCGAGACGACAGAGCCGACGAGUUUCUACGCGGUGUACGACGGGCACGCGGGCUCGGCGGCCGCCACCUACUGCGCCGCGCAUCUGCACCAGUACUUAGUGGAGAGCCCGCACUUCACCAUCGACCUCAGGAGAGCGAUGCGCGACGCCUUCCUGCGGACUGACGCUGAGUUCAUCAGGAAAAGUAAUCAAGAGCGCGCGUGCGGCGGCAGCACGGCGGUGUGCGUGUCGGUGCGCGCGCGGCGGCUGCUGGCGGGCUGGGCGGGCGACUCGCAGGCGCUGCUCGCCAAGCGCAUGCGCCUCAUGCAGCUCGUGCACCCGCACAAGCCCGGCCGGCAGGACGAAAAAGAUCGAAUAGAGUCAUCAGGUGGAACGGUGAUGUACUGGGGCACGUGGCGGGUCAACGGACAACUCGCCGUCUCGAGAGCUAUUGGUGAGUAAUUUAAUAUUGUUUAUCUUAGGGUUACCUACUGAUUAUGCAAAAAUUUUAGUGUA